Messenger RNA from Serendipita indica DSM 11827, 741 nucleotides. The record is from the annotation of a GenBank genome assembly. NCBI's taxonomy places the organism in Eukaryota, Fungi, Basidiomycota, Agaricomycetes, Sebacinales, Serendipitaceae.
AUGGCUACACAAGGAAAUUGGUCAGAAAAGCCAGUUGUGAUUGUCACCGGAGCUUCAAGGGGCAUCGGACUCGCAGUCGUCACUAUUCUGCUGGAAGAACUCGACGCACGCGUAGUUGGCAUAGUCAGAUCAACAAACUCGUCGUUGGAUCAUCUUCUCGAAAAGCAUACAGACUCCCUCGUCUUGAUCUACGGCGAUGUAACAGAACCAGAGACAUCCAAGCGAGCGGUCGCGUCAGCUCUAGAGCAAUUUGGAAGCCUCGACUCGCUCAUCCUGAAUGCCGCCGUGUUCACCCCUCAUGGCACCGUAUCUUCUAUCCCAGUGGACUCGAUUGGAUAUCAAUCCCCACACCCUUUAGAGCACCCACAAGAUACGUGGCGACAUGUCUUCGACGUCAACUGGGUCUCUCUGAAAGGCUGGCACGGGGUCGGCCCGUACUCUGCGAGCAAGGCUGCUGUGAAUUCAUUGGCAAGGACGCUUGCCAAGGAAGAAGAAAACUUGGUAGUGGUCGCUGUCCAACCGGGGGUGGUAGACACGGAUAUGCAAGGUCAAGUUCGCCGGUCAAGCGGCAUGACGCCGGAUGAUGUCCAAACCUUUCGAGACAUGCACUCCGAGGGCAAACUAGUGCAACCAUCGGACACGGGAUACGUCAUUUCAUCUCUUGCUCUCGCCGCAAACAAGGAGUUGUCUGGGCAAUACCUCAACUGGGACGGUGAAGAGUGUCAACCUUACAAGCGGUGA